Messenger RNA from Durusdinium trenchii, 2796 nucleotides. Lineage: Eukaryota; Dinophyceae; Suessiales; Symbiodiniaceae. The record is from the annotation of a GenBank genome assembly.
AAUGGUCUGUCGCAAGGUCACGCUCGUUCAGCAGGGUGUUGAAGCUGAAACGCAUGAGCAGUCGGCGCGAUUCAUCCGCGAACAUUGGGAGAGUGUUUGGAGCGAGGGUAGGCUUGCGAAUCCUGCGCUUAGUCGUCAGCUGGCUUCUGACUUUGGGUUCCGCCCUGCGGGUCAUUGGGUUGGGCCGUCGGCCUCUGAUCUUCAUCGCGCGCUGCUGCAUUGCAAGGGUUCUGCCGGGCCUGACCAAUGGCACAGCGCUGAGGUUAAGCAUCUGCCUUUUGAUGCAGUGCAAGUUUGGUGGACGCUGACUCAGAGGUGGCUUAGGUCUGGGUCGGUGCCCAUGCAACUCACUGAGAGCAGAAUGGUCAACCUGGCCAAGGAAGGUAAGGUGUCUGGUGAUGGGUCUCUUGAUCCUGCUGCUACUCGCCCUAUUUCCGUGUUGUCGGUUUUUUGGCGUGCCUUUGCCGCUGCUCUGCUUCAGACCGAGGAUGUUCAAGAUUGGGUGAGCCAGUCUCUUGACGAGAGGGUCGCUUGCAGAAAGGCGGGUUUGACCACUGAAGCUUUGAUCGCCCGCUUACAGGCGCUGUACGCUGAUCAGGAUGGCUACAUUGUUUCCCUGGACUGGUCUGCGGCUUAUGACCGCUUGUCUCCGGUAAUCUGUUGUCAGGCGCUUACUGACUGUGGUUGGGAUCCUCGUUUCGCUACGCUGCUUCAGGCUGUUUGGGCGAAUCAGGUUAGGUGGGUUCAGUGGGGGGCUCACACCAGCCCUACUCCGCUCCCUUCUGGGCGCGCUGUUCCGCAAGGCUGUCCGAUCGCCCCGACUAUCUUAGGUUUUGUGGCUACCGCUGGCCUACGGAAGGUUGAGUCUAACCUUGGUCAUGAUGCUGAGCGUAGCUGUACUUCCAUUUACAUGGAUGACAGAACUUGGUGGGCUAAAGAUUGGCAUGAAGUUGGUCCUCGCGUCCAGGAAUGGGCUCGGUGGUCCGACUCUAUCGGUUUAAAGGAGAACAAUCGCAAGACUCAGGUUUGUGCGCGGCGCUCUUUUGACAAUGACCCUUGCCCGCCUGAGUGGAAGGUUUCUGAAGUCAAAGCCCUUGGGGUCUCUACCACGUCCAAAGUUCGUAAAUAUACGAUUGGUGAGCAGGAGAGAUUGGACAAGGCUGAGAAGGCUGCUUCGCUGUUGGUUGGUGCGUCUCUGCCUUGGACUAGGGCUGUGGAAGCUUUUAGAUGCUUCGUCUUGAGCAUUGGGGCUUAUGGUUGGGUCUGUAGGUCUCCCACCCUCACGUCCGGUGAUCGCCUCUUGAAAUCUUUCAGGCGUGUUGUUGGUGGCAAGACCCGAAUGGCUAGUAAAUGGCUUCUCAUGCUCUUUUUCGGUGGAUCGCUUCAUUUGGUGAGUGCGGUGAUCCAACGGCUGUGGGGUACACUAAGCAAGCUUGACUUACCUUGGUGCAACUCUUACGCUUCGCCUGUUGGUGUGCUUCGCAGGCAAUUGAAAGGGAUUGGUUGCAGUGAGGUGCGCCCUUGGACGUGGCGUUGUUACAGUGGUGUCGAGGUGCAACUUUUUCGGUCUUCUGACCGUCGAACACAGGGUCUCUCUGCUCAAAGGCAUGAAUUGAGAAUGCAGUUUCGGUGGCACGCUUUCGUUCAGUGGCUUCGCUGUCAAAGACAUGAGGUCACGCAGCUUUUGCAAGAUCAUUCAAAAGAAAACUUGGAACAGUUUUUUCGCUGUGUCGAUAUUGGCUUCACACGUAAGCGUAUGGAUACGGACUCUACCUUUAGGCAUGUUGCUCUGGGGGCCUCUGUGUCCCCGGCUUUGUAUGACCCCGCUUUGCAGGAUUGCCCCUUCUGUCAGGGUAGACUCAGACCGUCUUGGAUCCACUUGGUGUGGCAUUGUGAGCAUUUUCGCGACUGUAGGCCUUCUAAGCCCCGUAACCCCCUCACCGCUAGGUUUGGUUGGGCCUCUGGCCCGGCAGAUUCGGCUGUCAUGGAUCAUCUCACUAAGGUGCAGGAAGCCGUGUGGCGUCUUCGCCACGGGGAGGAGCGUUGAUGCGCAGCUAAGGACUUUGCGUGCUGAUAGCAACUCAAGGGCUACAGCACCUACAACUCCAUAUAUAUAUAAAUUCAAGCAUCUGCCGGUGCGUUCGCUGCCAUUUUGGCUGAUGGGUCUGCGGUGACCUGGGGCAAUCCAGACGAGGGUGGUGACAGCAGUGCUGUGAAGGAGCAACUGAGGAAUGUGCAGCAAGUUCAAGCAUCCGCCGGUGCCUUCACUGCCAUCUUGGCAGAUGGCCGUGCGGUGACCUGGGGCGAUCCAGAAGCUGGCGGUGACAGCAGUGUGGUCCAAGAUCAGCUGAGAGGCAUCCAGCAAGUUCAAGCUUCUCAUAGCGCCUUCUCUGCCGUUUUGGCUGAUGGGUCUGUCGUGGCCUGGGGCGAUCCUGAUUGUGGUGGUGACAGCAGUGUUGUCCAAGAUCAGCUGAGAAAUGUGCAGCAAAUUCAAGCAUCUGCCAGUGCCUUCGUGGCCAUUUUGGCUACUGGGUCUGUGGUGACCUGGGGCGAUCCAGAACAUGGUGGUGACAGCAGCGCUGUGCAAGAUCAACUGAAGAAUGUCCAGCAAGUUCAAGCGUCUUUGGUUUCCUUUUCUGCCGUUUUGGCGGAUGGGUCCGUGGUGACCUGGGGCAAUGCACGGGGAGGCAGGGGCAGUCGAGUUGUCUCAGAGAAGAUGUCGGAGCUUUGAUUAUGCGAGGUGCUGUGGUGGACGAUCAUAGACUUGCAACGCAAGCUCAUCUAGUAGCCGCAGAG